AUGGUAGAGGAAGACUGUAUUCACAAAGUUGGAAACAUGAUGCAAGGGUCGUCAACUUCACCAGAAAAAAGCGGGAGGUAUACAAUAGAAAACAAAUAUCUAGAUUCUAUUGAUAUCAUCAAAUCAGAAUUGUAUCAACACGGAUACCGCUUCGUUAAGUUUCUGGGUCAGGGAGGGUACGCCAAGGUCGUCCUCGCCGAAAUCAUGCCUGGCAAGUUAGCCCGCUACGAGGCUGAUGCGGAUUCGACAGGGAAUGCCUGUGUUCUGUCGGUUGCCAUUAAGGUAAUAAGCAAAGAAAAAGUACCUCAAGAUUUCAUCGAUGAGUGCCUUCCAAGAGAAUUGGAAAAUCACUCCAAGCUUCACUCACAUCAACACGUGGUACGCAUAUACGAAACCAUGCAGACACGCGAAAAUGCGUACAUAGUGAUGGAUUAUUGUCCGAAUGGCGAUUUGGUGGACUUGAUCAAUCGACACGUGAGAGGAGAUGAAAUAGGAAUUGGCGAGCCUAAAUCUAAAAAACUUUUCAAACAGCUCUGCGAGGCCGUACAUCACAUGCACAGUGCUGGUAUUGUACACAGGGAUUUAAAAUGUGAAAACAUUUUGCUUGACAAAGACAACAAUAUACAGCUAACCGAUUUUGGGUUUUCUGAACGUUGCAACGAAAGUAACCAGAUGCUGAAAACCCGUUGUGGAACAUUUUCAUAUACUGCUCCGGAAGUGAUGACUGCCGACUCUUACAACGGUUUCCAAUCUGAUAUUUGGAGUUUAGGAGUCACUUUGUUUGCCUUGGUGAAUGGUCGUUUUCCAUACAAUCAUUUACAACUCUCGGCAAUGGACGCAGACAUGAAGAUGCAGAGGUUGCAGUUUCGGCAAAACGUUUCAUCUGACUGCAUAAAGUUGAUAAAGAAGAUGCUGCAAUUUGCUCCAAAUAAUCGUCCAUCUAUCCGAGAGGUACUGGAUGAUUUUUGGUUAACUGGAAGGAAACCAAUUCCAAAACAAUUGAAUCGUCCUAAAUGGGAGGCGAAGUAA
Messenger RNA from Ostrea edulis (European flat oyster), 1029 nucleotides. RefSeq names its product testis-specific serine/threonine-protein kinase 5-like. NCBI's taxonomy places the organism in Eukaryota, Metazoa, Mollusca, Bivalvia, Ostreida, Ostreidae. The transcript is spliced from 8 exons. Gene Ontology annotation, biological process: intracellular signal transduction; protein phosphorylation. Gene Ontology annotation, cellular component: cytoplasm. Bases 1 to 1029 code for a protein of 342 amino acids. Gene Ontology annotation, molecular function: ATP binding; protein serine/threonine kinase activity. The record is from RefSeq and is a predicted model, not a curated record.